AUGGGCUGUGGUCAUUAUAUUGGCCAAGAAUAUACAAAUGCACAACAACUUUCUUCUUCGAUUAACAAAGCUUAUCAAGUAUUGAAGGAACCUCUUUUAAGAGCUAAAUAUAUACUUCAUUUGAAUAACAUUGAUAUAUCAGAAUCAGAAUCUGUACAAGAUCCACAAUUGUUGAUGGAAACUUGGGAGUCAAGAGAGAAAUUGGAGGAAGCCGAAAGUGAAGAUGAAGUGAAAUCGAUCAAAUUAGAAUGUGAUGAUUUAUCGGAUGCUUUUAAUGCAAAAGAUUUCGUUAGAGCUAAAGAAUUAACUAUAAAGUUGGAAUAUUGGAAUAUCACUCAAAAAGCAACAAUUAAUUGGUCACCAGGAAAAAAAUCCAAAUUCCAUCAUUAA
Molecule: messenger RNA, 390 nt
Organism: Entrophospora sp. SA101
Lineage: Eukaryota; Fungi; Glomeromycota; Glomeromycetes; Entrophosporales; Entrophosporaceae
Source: the annotation of a GenBank genome assembly